AUGGCGAUAAUCGGAGGAGCUCAUCUUUCUCUGUCUUCCCUAUCAACAACAAGUCUUCCGCUUCUCUUUCUCUAAGUAGGAAUGUUGACGAGUUGGAUCCAUGAUUUGGUGUAGUAGGAAAUGCUAUAGAGGACAAGUCCGAUGGUGGACAAAAUUUAUGACGUCUUUGAAGCGAUUGAGCUAGAGUGGUAUAGCAGAUGACCAAUCUUUGUUUUUAGUUGAUGCACUUAGAGGCCAGAUGGCAACAACAAUCCAUCAUUCAGCUUUUUUUGGAAAUCUUUUUCUUUUCUUUUUUGUAUAAUUGAAGGUCAGGCUUGAGACAUAUUUUGACAAAGAAAAAGUGGAGUAGUAAAACGAAGAGGUAUGACAGUAGAGGACAAGGAGGCCUCUAAACAUAGUCAGUGGGAAGAAUAAUGCAUGCUAAUCAUGAUUGACAUCAUUGGGAAGCAUCCCCUGAGAAACAGGGAAGAUUUACGCUCAGAAGCCCUAUGAUUCUGAUUCUUCAUCAGCAACAUUGACGGAAUCUCAAAAAGUACUUGUUCCAGGCAGUGACGCCGAAGGUUCUCCAUCUGAUGAAGGCUUAAGUUCUGAUUCAAAUUUGAAUGACACUGAGGGUGUCCAUGAUUUACAUGUACAAACUGUGAAAGGAGGCACAGAGAGUGUGGCUAAUAAGAAAUCUAUGGCUAAAACUCAUACUCACGAAGAUAUAGAUGUGCAAGAUUCUGUCACUAGAAGAUUAGUUCCCCCAUCUGGUAAUGGGCAGAGAAUAUAUGAGAUAGAUCCACUUUUGAAAAAUUAUCGUACACAUCUUGAUUACCGCUAUUCAAUGUACAGAAAAUUGCGUGAAGAAAUUAACAAGUAUGAAGGUGGCUUGGAGGAAUUUUCUCGUGGAUAUGAAAAGAUGGGUUUCAUUCGCAGUGCUGCAGGGAUAACAUACAGAGAAUGGGCACCUGGAGCAAAGUCAGCAUCUUUGGUUGGAGACUUCAACAAUUGGAAUCCUAAUGCUGAUGUUAUGACUCGGAAUGAAUUUGGUGUUUGGGAAAUCUUUUUGCCGAACAAUGCAGAUGGUUCAUCGGCUAUCCCUCAUGGCUCUCGGGUGAAGAUUCACAUGGACACUCCUUCUGGAAUCAAAGACUCUAUCCCCGCUUGGAUCAAAUUUUCUGUACAGGCACCAGGUGAAAUCCCAUACAAUGGGAUCUAUUAUGACCCACCAGAAGAGGAAAAGUACGUUUUCAAGCACCCUCAACCAAAGAGACCAAACUCACUAAGAAUUUAUGAGUCGCAUAUUGGCAUGAGUAGUACGGAACCAAUCAUUAAUACAUAUGCGAACUUCAGAGAUGAUGUGCUUCCUCGAAUAAAAAAACUGGGUUACAAUGCUGUUCAGAUAAUGGCUAUUCAGGAACAUUCCUAUUAUGCUAGCUUUGGGUAUCACGUGACAAAUUUUUUUGCACCAAGCAGUCGUUUUGGUACUCCAGAAGAUCUCAAGUCCUUGAUAGAUAGAGCUCACGAGCUUGGUAUUGUCGUCUUGAUGGAUAUUGUGCACAGCCAUGCAUCGAACAAUGUACUAGAUGGGCUGAACAUGUUCGAUGGAACUGAUGGCCACUACUUUCACUCUGGAUCACGUGGUUAUCAUUGGAUGUGGGAUUCUCGUCUUUUCAAUUAUGGAAGUUGGGAAGUGCUCAGGUAUCUUCUAUCUAAUGCGAGAUGGUGGCUUGAAGAAUAUAAAUUUGAUGGCUUCAGGUUUGAUGGUGUAACUUCAAUGAUGUACACUCAUCAUGGGCUGCAGGUAGCAUUUACCGGAAAUUAUGAGGAGUAUUUUGGUUUUGCAACCGAUGUGGAUGCUGUGAAUUACCUAAUGCUGGUGAAUGACAUGAUACAUGGAUUAUUUCCUGAGGCUAUAGCCAUUGGUGAAGAUGUCAGUGGAAUGCCGACUUUCUGUCUUCCAACGCAAGAUGGUGGUGUUGGUUUUGAUUACCGUCUCCAUAUGGCUAUUGCUGAUAAAUGGAUAGAGCUUCUCCAAUUAAGAGAUGAAGAUUGGAGAAUGGGUGACAUCGUUCACACAUUGACCAACCGGCGGUGGGCCGAGAAAUGUGUAUCAUAUGCUGAAAGUCAUGACCAAGCUCUUGUCGGUGACAAAACGAUUGCAUUUUGGUUGAUGGACAAGGAUAUGUAUGAUUUUAUGGCUGUGGAUAGACCAUCAACACCACGAAUAGAUCGUGGAAUUGCAUUACAUAAGAUGAUCAGACUUAUUACUAUGGGAUUGGGUGGAGAAGGAUAUCUCAACUUCAUGGGAAAUGAAUUUGGCCACCCAGAGUGGAUAGAUUUUCCACGAGGGGAUCAACAUCUUCCAACUGGUAAAAUUGUCCCAGGAAACAAUAACAGUUAUGAUAAAUGUCGGCGAAGGUUUGACUUGGGUGAUGCAGACUAUCUUAGAUAUCGUGGACUGCAAGAAUUUGAUCAAGCUAUGCAGCAUCUUGAAGAAAAAUAUGGUUUCAUGACUUCAGAGCACCAGUAUAUAUCACGUAAAGCUGAAGAUGAUAGGAUCAUAGUUUUUGAAAGGGGAAACUUGGUGUUUGUUUUCAAUUUUCAUUGGUCGAGUAGCUACUUUGAUUACCAGAUUGGUUGCUUGAAGCCAGGUAAAUAUAAGAUUGUUUUGGAUUCAGAUGAUCCAUUGUUUGGUGGAUUCAACAGAAUUGACCACAAUGCUGAACACUUCACUUUUGAGGGAUCGUAUGAUAAUCGACCCCGUUCCUUCUUGGUAUAUGCUCCUAGUAGGGCUGCAGUGGUGUAUGCUCUAGUAGAUGAUGACGCAGAACCAGCUUCAGAUGAUCUUGUAGAAGAUGAUACAGUACUAGCUAUGCAGGAUUUAGUUGUUGAAGAUGACGCAGAACCAGCUGAAGAUUAAGCUUCAUUUGCAGAUUUAUUAUCUAGAAUAAUGUAGUGGGAUAUAGAAGAAGGGUCUUGGUUCUGUUGUGGGCAUUUUCAUGGCAGCUUGCACUCAAAAUCACAUUUAAGGGCUACAGUAGUUGCUGUGAGUCCACUGAUGGACUGCUUCAUAAAUACAGAAUGAAGACUUUGAAAAAGCAAAAGUAAAAUAACGAAGCAUUGCAGAAUGAGCGCAAGGGCUUAGAAGGCUGUUCUCUGCCCUUAUAAGCCUCUGUAAAUGUUUAUAGUAUCCUUAUGUAAAUUAUGUCAAGGAUAUAUAUCAAUAAUAGGGUUUUAGAAAUACCAGAAUAAGUUUGUCCUAGAACUUUUAUCCUAUUAUCUAUGCAAGGCAGUGCUUUUGCUUCA
Messenger RNA from Chenopodium quinoa (quinoa), 3291 nucleotides. Its product is annotated as 1,4-alpha-glucan-branching enzyme 1, chloroplastic/amyloplastic-like. Gene Ontology annotation, cellular component: cytoplasm. Bases 680 to 2905 code for a protein of 741 amino acids. Gene Ontology annotation, molecular function: cation binding; hydrolase activity, hydrolyzing O-glycosyl compounds; 1,4-alpha-glucan branching enzyme activity. The record is from RefSeq and is a predicted model, not a curated record. Gene Ontology annotation, biological process: glycogen biosynthetic process; starch metabolic process. NCBI's taxonomy places the organism in Eukaryota, Viridiplantae, Streptophyta, Magnoliopsida, Caryophyllales, Amaranthaceae. The transcript has 23 exons.